Molecule: messenger RNA, 624 nt
Organism: Suillus discolor
Lineage: Eukaryota; Fungi; Basidiomycota; Agaricomycetes; Boletales; Suillaceae
Exons: 5
Coding region: 1-624 (207 amino acids)
Source: RefSeq, a predicted model, not a curated record
AUGGAUAACAUCAUGAACUUGCAAGUCAUCUAUAGUGCCUGGCUUCAUGCUGCAGCAGACAAUGAUUCCGAUACUAUUUCGCCGUCGUUGGCAACACCCCAAGAGUACGGUCCUCUGUUGCAAGAAUCUGUCGGGGUCGUCAAUGUCAUGGCAGAUCCUCCUGUUGGACAACUUUCCCCAGAUCUAAUGGUCGCCGGUUCCAUGAACCACAUCGUACCGCCCUUCCAGUCAUUCGCAGAUGGGCAUGCCACAGAGAGGCUGACCACAUCCAGUUUUUCAGCCAGACGUUAUCCCACAUUUGUGUCUCUCCAUCGUGCUCGGCGGUCAGGAGAAAGUGAAGUAAAGAUAGCCACACUCGCCAUGUGGACAACAUUCAUCUCCGCAAAGUCAGGGCUAUAUGCACUCGCUGUGAAAGAGAAUUCACGCGCAAAUACUAUGUUCGAGCACGAGUUGCUGACCCGUGAAUCGAAGGAAGACGAAGAGAAGCGAUAUGAUUGGGUCAUAGACUGGGCUAUGGUCGUGUGGGAUCUCGACCAUCUCAAGAUGUUAUGCCGUACUGGUGGCUGUCGUAUAUGGUCUCAAGAAUCAAGAUGGUUCCAAGGUGGUGGGCAGGUUAUCGGUUGA